CCACUUCAGUUGUAAGAAAGGAGGCAUACAUGCAGUCUUCUGGCUCUCCCACUUUUGCUUCCAUUAACUUCCAUCAACAACUUGUCCUUCUUCUUCAGUUCACACAAAUCAAUCCUUCAAUCCCCUCUCAAAUUCCUUGUUUCGUAGCGCUUAAUGAUGCUGUUGAGAAAUUCUUCAACCCCGAUUCUUAAUUCUUGGCUUCACCAAUCCAAAUCCUCCCCUUCAGAAUCGGACCAAAUCCUCCCGUUUCGAAGAACCAAAUCGCUUUCGUUUACAGCCUCUUUUCACCCUCCACCGCCUUUAUCCAAUGAUUCAGCGAAGAGGGUAACCCAAAAUCUGCUAGAAUUAGAUAUUACAGAUCCCAGAAAGAAGAUUUCAUUACCCAAGAGCUCUAAAUUUCAAUCGGGAGUAAAAUCAGUUCGAGAUCAAGAUCUCAGACCCACUUCAGAUUCGCCGUCGUCUUCGAUUCCUGGAGUGUUUUUGAAUUCUGGGUUGGGUCUGAAAGUGCCAAAUGAUGAGGUUCGCGAUGAAUGCGUUCUGCAGAUGCUGGUGGUCGACGCCGGAACGGGAAGCGACGGCGGCCGGGUGUGUGGCGGAGGAGGAGGUGGAAGCGGCGGAAGAGGUUCCAACGGCGGUGGUGGAGGGGAUUCUGAUAAGUCAGGGUUUAACCAUAGCACAGAUGCUUAUUAUCAGAAGAUGAUUGAAGCCAACCCUAACAAUGCUCUUCUACUUGGAAAUUAUGCUAAGUUCUUGAAAAAGGUUCAUGGAGAUUUUGCCAAAGCCGAAGAGUUUUGUGAAAGGGCAAUUCUGGCUGAUCCAAAUGAUUCAAGUGUUCUAUCGCUUUAUGCUGAUCUUAUUUGGCAUACACAGAAGGAUGCUCAACGAGCUGUGACGUAUUUUGAUCAAGCUGUUCAAAGUUCCCCCGAUGAUUGCUAUCUUCUAGCUUCAUACGCACGGUUUCUCUGGGAUACCGAUGUCGACGAAGAAGACGAUAUGCCCCAGCAGUAUGAAACAGAGGAAAGGCAUCCGUCUCGGCCCGGUUUCUCACAUGGAGCUCCUCACCAUUCUCCUCUGGCUGCAUCUUCCUAAUCUCAUCAAAUAUAUAACUCACUACUACUUUCCUUGCCACUGUAAGAUAUCUUCAAUAAACCAUAAUCUCAUUACCGUCUUUUGCUUUAGUACAUGUGUAUGAACAUGAUUCUCUCACUUGUGACCCUUUCUAUAACUCAUAAAAUGUAAAAAGUUCAUAAAUAAACCCACUUUUGAAGCCCCUUUUGCC
Messenger RNA from Cucurbita moschata (crookneck pumpkin), 1279 nucleotides. RefSeq lists its product as uncharacterized. Gene Ontology annotation, molecular function: protein binding. The transcript has 3 exons. Bases 154 to 1089 code for a protein of 311 amino acids. Lineage: Eukaryota; Viridiplantae; Streptophyta; Magnoliopsida; Cucurbitales; Cucurbitaceae. The record is from RefSeq and is a predicted model, not a curated record.